Molecule: messenger RNA, 1110 nt
Organism: Pedinophyceae sp. YPF-701
Lineage: Eukaryota; Viridiplantae; Chlorophyta; Pedinophyceae
Source: the annotation of a GenBank genome assembly
AUGAGCGACCAGCCGACGCCUCUCACACAGAAGCUGCUGCUGGAGAGGCUCCGAGGGCUUCGGAGAGAUCCGUUGGGGGAGUGCUCCGAGCAGGGCUGCAAGCAGGAGGCGGUCUUCGAGAAGGUUUCGCCGCUCUUCGGGAUGGCUGCACCGCUUGAGCGGCGGACGCGCUGCUACUGCCUCCGCCACGGGUCGUGGUGGAUGGACGAGAAGGCACGGGUGCUUGCGUCGGGCACGUGGAUGGACUCCGCGCGGACGGACACGGCCCACCACCUGUUGCUGCUGCUGGGGAAUCACAUCCGCCCCUGCCUGCCUCGCUUCGCGAGCCGUGAAGCGGCGACAUUGCCGGGCACCCGGUAUCGUCCCGACCUCUUCUUCGUCGGGAAGGAGCGGGGAGUCAUCGUCAUGUGCGACAGGCACGGCAACUUCGAUCAUUCGGGGGCGGUCGACGACGACCGGACGGUCUUGACGCUCGCGGCUGCCGAGAGCCUCAUCGGCAAGCCGGUCCACCUGAUCCGCUUCCGUCCCGACGAGUACGAGGACGAGAACGGCGUGUGGGGGAUGCACUCCUCUUGGGUGCACCGCCUGCACCGCCUCGCGGUGUCGGUGCUCUUCGCGAUGUUCCGCGCGGAAGGGCCCGCGCAGGUCGACUACGACGUCCGCGGCGACGGGCGCCUGACCGUCGAGCGACUGUUCUACGGCGCGUACCCGUGCCCGCCGGCGGAGCUCCUCAGGAUGGUCGCGCCGGGGAUGCCACAGAUUCAUGAGUACGAGUCUGAGGCCGAGGCUGAGGCCGAAUUCAGGCUGAGGAACUCGUUCAAGACGACCUGGCAGCGGAUCUUCGAAGCUAUUGGCGGGUCUCAAGAGACGUGCGAGGCACUCAAGGACCUUGCACUGCGGGGCCGUACGGCACACGUCCCCCUGCCUGCGGCCGCAGACGACGCGGCCUGCAAGGACCGGCGGUUCCAGAGGCUUCCUCGGCCGUACGAGGGGGUCGGAUCCCCCGAGCCCUUGGCGGUGCCUCCGUGGGAACAGGAGCACAUCAACGCAAAUGCGCAAUCAUCUGCCACGAAGUUCGGGCUCGGGGACGUCGAGCACUUCGACGUGUAA